Molecule: messenger RNA, 609 nt
Organism: Botrytis porri
Lineage: Eukaryota; Fungi; Ascomycota; Leotiomycetes; Helotiales; Sclerotiniaceae
Exons: 2
Coding region: 1-522 (173 amino acids)
Molecular function (GO): protein binding
Source: RefSeq, a predicted model, not a curated record
AUGGAGAAGCACCAUACUCUUCCGUCUUCUCAGACGGAAUAUGGUACUCCCAAGCUCAAUAUUCUAGAUUUACCACAGGAAAUUCAAUUAUUGAUAACUUCUCAUCUGAUAUAUCCAGAUGCACUCUCCCUAAAACACACAAAUCGAUACUUCUACUCUUUUGUAUAUACUGGGUUGCAUUUGAAGAUAGAGUGGCUAAUUCAGAGACGGCGGCUACAUUUGGAUUGUCCGAGUGACAGUAAAUGUGAAUUGGGCAGUGACGUUAGAUAUUGUCGAGGGAGUGUUGCCUUGUUGAUGAAGCGGAGAAGAGAACAUCAGGAAUGUGAUAGUAAGCCAGGAGGAAGGGGAUGCCUGGUACUAGGGAGAAAUAUUUGUGUCAACAAGAAAGAAAGCAAUUGUAUCAAGGUAGUCUGGAGAUACCUUAAAUCGGGAAUUACUCUGUGGUUAGUAGUGGUAACAGUUGCUUUGCUGGCCAUUGUCAUAGCUCCGACGAAAAUAUCGCCUAUCACGGGAAAUCAUUGAUAUAAAAAGGGAGGUUGUCGUUAAGAUGGGUACUGGGGACCUUCGGAACAAAUCUAUCUUAUAAUAAUGUUUAAUAGGAAGACGGGU